UUUUUUUUUUUGAAUAAAUUUAAUCCAUUACGUUCGAAUAAAUGUAACGUAAAAAUUAUAAUAAGCGAUACACACUUUUCUCGUCGAUACGUUUUUUUCGAUAGUUGAAUAUUGCCGCCAUAACAAUUUACUUAGCUGUAUAAACAGGUGUGCGAUAUAUUUUUGAAUCGUUAAAGAGAACUAUUGGAUAAUAGUUACGUCAAUUCGUCGUUGUAUUUCAUAAUAUUUAAUUAAUAUGUCUGCACAUAAAAUAACAUCAGAAAUAUUUUUAGAAACUGAUAAACAUUCAGAAAAACUCACAAAUAAUAUUGCUGUUACUCAAUUUGUCUUUAAGUGCCCUUCUUAUAUGAUAAAAUCAAAAUCAACAAUAAAAAUGAUAGAGUAUGAUAAAGAUAAUGAUUUGGAUAUAGACAGAAAUGAAGAAACUGUUUUGUAUAUAGAACACAACAUAUCUACAGAAUUACAAAUGGUAGGUUUGCAAGUAUGGCGAGGUGCUCUUUUAUUAGCUGAUUAUAUUUUAUCCAAUCCUGAUUUAUUUAAAGAAAAAAUAAUUAUGGAAUUAGGAUCUGGUGUUGGUUUAACCAGCAUUGUUGCCAGUUUUUUAGCAAAAGAAAUAAUUUGUACAGAUAUUAAUUUAGGUGAAAUAUUAAAAUUAGUGAAACGAAAUUUCAUGAGAAAUAUAUCUUAUGUGAAAUGUAAAUAUCAUAUAGAAGAAUUAAAUUUUUUAAAUUUAAAAUGGUCUAAAAGUUUAGAAGAAAAAGUUAAUAUGACAGAGAUUUUCAUAGCUUCGGAUGUGAUUUAUGAUGAUGUCAUAACAAAUGGAUUUGUUAUAACAUUAGAAAAACUCUUAAGUAAAGAAGUUCUAAAAACAGCUUACAUUGCUUUGGAGAAAAGGCAUGUUUUCACUGUUGCUAAUAUGGAAACUGUUGCCCCAAUGUAUGAAGAAUUUCUACGUUGUAUUCAAAGGCGAAAUCUUAACUGGAACAUAGAAUAUGUGAAAAUAGAUUUUCCACGAUUCUUUAAAUAUGAGAGAAUACAACAUAUGAUUUUAAUGAAAAUUGAAAAUAAGAUCAAUAUUAAGGAUAAAUAAAUAUAUAAAGAAUA
This is a messenger RNA of Vespa mandarinia (Asian giant hornet), 1104 nucleotides long. Its product is annotated as methyltransferase-like protein 22. Gene Ontology annotation, cellular component: nucleus. Lineage: Eukaryota; Metazoa; Arthropoda; Insecta; Hymenoptera; Vespidae. The record is from RefSeq and is a predicted model, not a curated record. Gene Ontology annotation, biological process: protein methylation. Gene Ontology annotation, molecular function: protein methyltransferase activity.